Orbicella faveolata is the source of this 3957-nucleotide messenger RNA. Its product is annotated as beta-1 adrenergic receptor-like. Gene Ontology annotation, biological process: G protein-coupled receptor signaling pathway. Lineage: Eukaryota; Metazoa; Cnidaria; Anthozoa; Scleractinia; Merulinidae. Gene Ontology annotation, molecular function: G protein-coupled receptor activity. The record is from RefSeq and is a predicted model, not a curated record. Gene Ontology annotation, cellular component: membrane.
UCAAAGAAUCAUCCUCAAGAGCACUGAUGGGCAUUUUAUUGAAAUCAAUUCAAGCAAAGUUUAGCAGUUAUAGCAUCGUUUCACUAUUUGGGAGGGAUUUGUUAAGUUCAGUUCGGUUUUCUUAAGUGAUAACAAAUAUACUAACUACAUAGACGCUAAUAUGACGGUCUCAAAACCAAUUAGUUUUAAUUCAAUACUUACACGGACGCAUAAAAACUAACUUUUGCGGCUUAGAAAGAGUGGGGAGGUAAAACUCGUUAAAAACAUUCUUUUUAAAGGAAUACCGAGACUUGACGAAAUUUCUGGAAUUUCACAAACGAAGAGAAAAGGAAGAAAAACAAAUAUGUUAGUGAAUAGUUGUAAUGUCGACACAUUGUCAUGAACUAAAAUCUACGCUUUCAUAUACAAACAAGAAAAUUAAACAUUGAUAGCUAAAAUCUAGUCUGAAAUAGAUAACAUUUCCACAUUUUUAAAGCCAUUCCAAAUAGUCGUCUUUAAAAUGACGCAGUUUUUUGUAAUUGUGUACACUAGCGAUGAAACUCUGUCAGUUUAAGAACGGAUCCACUCUUGAAAGCGAUUUUAAUACGGCGCAUUUGAAUAGCGCCCUAGUUUCGAUGGCCGCUGUAUGAGUGGAGGGAGUGAUAAACAUCCAACGCGAACCUCGGUUUCAACUGAAACCGCGUUCGUUUUACGUAAAUUCGAGCUCACACACCUGGAUAGCAAAACAUAGCGAAAAACUAACAUUUGCUGUUAACUUAUCAUGGCUUUUUGAAAAGGAAGCGCAGAUUUACGGAAAACAAGCUAAACGAAAAAAAUUGAAGAAAGGUUUGUCAAAAAGGCAAAAAGAAAUGUCAACGUUUACGAAAACUGAUAACAUCUAGAACUGUCGAAAAUAUAUAUUAUAUAUUUUGAACUAAUUCCAUUUUGCCGUUUCGUAAAUUGUCAUUGUUCAAUGUUUGAACAAGUUUGUCGCGCUUUGAAGAUUUAUCGUUGCGGGGUACUUGCUUUGAUGAAAUUCGUUUCCGAUAUGACUGUUUAUUUAGUUUAUGGUAAUUUUUGAUAUUUCAUCAUUAAAUAAGCGUCACUUAACUUAUGUGUCAUGCUUUAAACAAACAGCACAUAAUCAUGACACAUCCGAACAUCCCCCAGUUUCAGCAUAAAAGCAAACGGUGUUGGGAUAUUUGACUGCAUGUCUUGCGGAGCAUUUUAAAGUCAUAGUGAUAAUAUAUAUCAGAAUACGCCCGUGAACAAUUUCGAACCUCUAUGAUGGCAAAUUGUUCUUCAAACCAAAGUGACCCAGAAAGCUGUAACAUUUCUUUCUUUUGCCGUCACGAUCCUUCACUUCUUCUUCAAGUACCGAAGAAUCUCUACUACACCUACAUCGUAACAGCGACCUUCAACGCGCUAUUUUCAUUAACAGCAUUUCUUGGAAAUGCUCUUGUCCUGACAGCUUUGGUAAGAACCCGCCUCCUACACUCGCCUUCUAAAGCGCUGCUCCGAAGCCUGGCAUUGUCGGAUCUUUGUGUUGGUUUGUUCGUACAACCCGUGUACAUUGCUUACUGCUUGUCUGGCGUCGUGGGAAACGGCUGGGUUCGUUGUGCGUCGUGGAUCGUUUAUCCCGUACUCAGCGACUACUUUAUCGCUGUGUCUUUCUUCACCAUGAUUGCCAUAAGUAUCGAUAGAUACUUGGCAUUACAUCUUCGCUCGCGUUAUCGCUCAGCUGUAACAAUAAGGAAGGCAAACAUCACGGUUCUGACGCUGUGGAUUACAAGUUUGAUUUUCCCAAUCACGCGCUUGGUAAAAGGAAACCUCUCGGUUGCUUUAUCCAUUGCCUUUUUUGCGUUAUUUGUGCUGAUACCAACUUUUACACACUUAAAAAUUCAUCGCAUGUUACAGAACCAAGGGAGACAAGUUUCAAACCAAUUUUUCCUACACCGCGAGGAAAGCUACCUUUCAAUUAACAAAUACAAGAAAUCCGUUUCUGCAAUGCGUUACAUCUAUAUUGCGUUAAUGUUAUGUUAUAUUCCCAUCACUUUUGUAGCCGUUCUAUAUAUCAAGAAUGAUUCGACUAUGCGGAAGUAUCUCUUGCCAGUGGGACAUUUUGCGACCACGCUGCUGUUCUUUAACUCUUCUUUAAACCCAGUUUUGUAUUGUGUUCAGAUCAGGCAGGUUAGAGGAGCCAUGUGGAACCUUGUAAAUAACUUGAUUCCUUGCUGUUAGGUUUUGAUGAUACAGAACGUGCCAACUAGGGUAGGCUAAUACUGACAAAUAUAUGAUUAAAUAAUUAGGGACAGUAACAGCGACAUGUAGAAACACACUGAAUGAUGGUCAUGGCAACCUUGAAUGACAUUUCCUGAAAAUCUCUAUUGAAGUCACCAGUUCUUUCCUCUUUGUAGUGAAGUUGUGUCCAGAGGAAGUUGUAAAUAUUCUAAGACUCUAAUAUAAGAACAUUAAACAACGCCGGAAAAUAACCUUUCUCUCUGCUAAAAACUUCAUUACGCCAGUGUUAAACUUUGAAGAAUUUUCCGAGUUUUCUCAUAAACGUUUAAACAAAAAUCGUGAUUUUUUUUAGGGUGCUAUAGUGGCGAAACAUUUAACCAAUAGAAAAAAUUAAAACUCCAAUCACUUACCGUGUAGCACUAAAUUUUUGCGUGUUCUAAUUUUUGCGAUUUUUGCCGUUUUUUCCACGAUCCGCAAUAAAAGUUCGCGCACAAAAAAUUCCCGCAAAAAUUUACUCCAGUGACGAAAUUAUACAUAAAAAUAUCACAAGUGGAAUCUUGUUGCUGCCAUUUAUUUAAAACGACUUUUUGUUCAGAAACAAACCGAUGAAAAGAGAAACAAAACGUUCAGAAAUAAAAAAGGUUUACAGGAAAGAAUCGUCUGAAGGUACUCCAUUGAGAAGAGCAUCUACAAUUCCGCACAAGAGCACGAUGUAAUUGUGAUAGAGUGAAACUGAUUACUGGAUUACUGUGUUUUACAUCUCUACGUGUUUUCUCACUUGUCAAUUGCAUGAAAUUUUCGUAAUUUCAGUCAAAGGCGACUUUCCUAAAGCCGCAAAAAUUAGUACCCAGCAAGAAAAACCAGUUUUUUUACGAUCGCAAAAAUUAGUUCCCGCAGAAUACAACAAAUCGCCAAUUCGCAAAAAUAAACACCCACAAAAAUUUAGUGUCGCACGUUAUAUUCACAGUAACCUGUAAACUUUGAGUUUGUCAUGGAUCAUCAGCCAUGUUUUGGACGUUAAAAAAGCGAAAUAAAACAUAACCACCCAAAGUUUGGAACACUGAAAAAUUUAAAGGUUCACGGGCAACACAAACAAGAAAAAUCAGCAAAAUAGAAGCAACCAAGAAGAAUUAAAGUGUUUCAGAUUUGCUAAAUUGGAUAAAUAUUUCCUUCAAAGCUCUUUGUAAGUACGAAGAGUUUACGAAGAUAAUGACGACAAAUGACUGUGCUUUAUGGUCACUUAAAGAAAUGGUGGCUUUUAACCUCCUGUUGGAUAACUCGACAUUCUUCUCAACAAAAAUAAAUAAUUUUACCGUAAUCAACAAAGCUUUCGUAAUAUUUAUUGUGUUUAAUCAAGGGAAAAUUAAGCUCUCUUGAUUUUCUUUAUGUUUUCAUUCGCUUUUGUUAGAAAACUGACAGAUUUUAAGUGUUUUCCGGCGCUGUAAGAAAAUAAAGACAUAUUGUGAAGCCCUCUAUAUUGUAAACCAUAUAUAUGUCACUUCUCAAAAUUUGCCUUAGCAGCUUCACUCGACAAUCUGUGAUCUUCUUUUCGCGAAAUUUUAGUAAAGGAAGGAGAAAAGACGUCUUUUAACUUGUUUGCCUUCCUCUACCGCCUUCUCUCCAUCCUUUGGGCUUCAGUUUGCAAAAUAUAUUUGAGUAUGAGACAGAAAAUACAGAUAUCAGUAAUGCAUAUAUGUAAAAGGUUAUCGGAGAGGAAAGUUGCGUCACAUGCAACAU